Theobroma cacao (cacao) is the source of this 3020-nucleotide messenger RNA. NCBI's taxonomy places the organism in Eukaryota, Viridiplantae, Streptophyta, Magnoliopsida, Malvales, Malvaceae. The record is from RefSeq and is a predicted model, not a curated record.
UACGGAUCAAAAUGAAAAUUUAAUCAAAAAAAGAAAACCGAAAGUCGAGGGGCAAAGGUGAACCCAGCUUUACCUGACCUAGGUAAGCUGAAGAACAAAGACAAAAGGAGAAGAGGAGGAGGAUCAGGUUGUAUGGAUGCAAUGGCUGAAGAACAAAUAGAUUUCGGAGAUGAGGAGUAUGGAGGGGGACAAAAGAUGCAGUAUCAGGGAAGUGGAGCCAUACCUGCUCUUGCUGAUGAAGAGAUGAUGGGGGAAGAUGAUGAAUAUGAUGAUCUCUACAACGAUGUUAAUGUUGGAGAAGGCUUUCUUCAGUUGCAACGAUCUGAGGCACCACUACAACCAGGUGGCCUGGGCAGUACUGGACUUAAAGCUCAGAGAAAUGAGGCUCCUGAACCGAGAGUUGAAGCUGGGGGUUCACAAGGGCUAAACAUUCCAGGAGUUUCAGUUCAAGGGAAGCACCCCAAUGUCAGUGCCCGUUAUCCUGAGAAGGAGGAGCAGCCAGCUGUUAACAGACCAGAAAUGGUAUCUGGGAGUUAUCCAUCUGGGUCUUCUAUUUCACAGAAGGGCAGUGUUACAGAGGGGACCCAUGAUAAGCAAGUGAAAAAUUUGGGUUUUCAAGGAUUGACUUCAGCAUCCAACAAGGUUGGGAUUGAUCCUUCUGGUGUGCCUCAAAAGAUUGCCAAUGACCCUGCUCAAUCUCUAAAUUCAGGUACUGGUGGUCCUCAAGGUCCUCCACAUGUGCCACCUAAUCAAAUGGGUACGAAUGUUAAUCAUCCUGUGAUGAACGAAAAUCAGGUUCAGCCAGCUAUAGAGAAUGGUCCAACCAUGCUGUUUGUUGGAGAACUCCAUUGGUGGACAACUGAUGCAGAGCUUGAGAGUGUUUUAUCUCAAUAUGGAAGGUUGAAGGAGAUUAAGUUCUUUGAUGAGAAAGCUAGUGGUAAAUCCAAAGGGUAUUGUCAAGUUGAGUUCUAUGAUCCAUCUUCUGCAGCUGUAUGCAAAGAGGGAAUGAAUGGUUAUAUGUUCAAUGGGAGAGCUUGUGUUGUGGCUUUUGCUUCACCACAGACAUUGAAGCAGAUGGGAGCUUCCUAUAUGAACAAAAACCAGGGCCAGUCUCAAGCACAGCCUCAAGGCAGGAGGCCAAAUGAAGGUUUGGGGAGAGGGGGUAAUCUGAAUUACCAAAGUGGAGAUGCAGGGAGGAACUACGGAAGGGGUGGCUGGGGACGGGGUGGUCAAGGAGGAGUCAACCGAGCUGGGGGUGGAGGACUAAUGAGAGGAAGGGGAGGUGUAGGUGUAAAGAACAUGGUUGGGAUCUCGGCUGGAGUUGGAAAUGGUGCUAAUGGUGCAGGGGCCUAUGGACAAGGACCGGGUCCUGCAUUUGGUGGUCCUGCUGGUGGCAUGAUGCAUCCACAGGGCAUGAUGGGAGCUGGGUUUGACCCAACAUAUAUGGUUCGAGGAGGUGGUUAUGGAGGUUUUCCAGGACCUGGUUUUCCUGGCAUGCUUCCUUCAUUUCCAGCUGUUAAUACAAUGGGACUUGCUGGUGUAGCUCCGCAUGUCAAUCCUGCUUUCUUUGGCCGUGGAAUGGCACCUAAUGGGAUGGGAAUGAUGGGUGCAUCUGGAAUGGAUGGACCUCAUGCGGGAAUGUGGACUGACGCAAGCAUGGGUGGGUGGGGAGGAGAUGAGCAUGGUCGCAGGACUAGAGAGUCUAGUUAUGGCGGUGAAGAUGGUGCUUCAGAGUAUGGGUAUGGAGAUGCAAAUCAUGAAAAAGGAAGGUCGAGUGGUGCCUCUCGGGAAAAAGAGCGGGUUUCUGAGCGUGAGUGGUCAGGCAACUCUGAUAGGAGGCAUCGUGAUGAGAAGGAACGGGACUGGGACAGGUCUGAGAGGGAGCAUAGGGAACACCGCUAUAGGGAAGAAAAAGACAGCUACAGAGAGCAUCGACAUCGAGAACGUGACUUGGAUUAUGAUGAUGACUGGGAUAGGGGACAAUCUUCUUCAAGAUCUCGGAGAAGGUCCCAUGCAAUGCCAGAAGAAGAGCACAGGUCUCGAUCAAGGGAUGUGGACUAUGGGAAGAAGAGACGCCUGCCAUCAGAAUGACAAAAUAUGCUGUGCAUCCUUCUUUACCAUUUCUUAUGAGACCUUUAAUUAAGUUUUCACUCUCAGUUUCUCUCCCCUUGGUUGCUAAAUAUAUUUUAGCAUCCGCUGUGAUGAUCGCUGGUCCAUAUGCAGAGUGUGGCUUCUUAAGGGAUGAAGUAAGUGCUACUUCUGUGGGUGGAAGGGAAGAAUAGACUCCCCUUUCCUUUCUUACUGCAUGCCAAAGAACAAAUAUUAGAUGCAACACUUACUAUUCCUGUGUUGGAAAACAUAGUAUCAUAUUCAAUGUGGAUACUUUUUGUGGGGUUGGAAUCCUAAAAUCCCACAGCUGACUCUCCGUAUUGGGUUUAUAAUUAUCUGCCAAACCCUAUAUUUGAGGCAAUGCUUUCUUGGCUCUUGAUCAUGGGAGUGGAGUGGGCAACUCUUUGUUGAGGAAGAUGUGUUAGAAUGGCUGGCUUCAUUGGCUUCCUCUGAUAUUUGCUUUGGCCUUUCAAGUGUGCAAAAAAAUCUUUUUUUUGAGCACUGCUAAGAAACUGUAACCUCUGCAAAGAAAGUAAAUCCAACUGAAUUCAUGAAGUGGAUGUUGGUGAUAUGUUUCAGGAUACAACCACUACUUACAUUAUAGUCUUCUUGUAAAGCAUUUUGUCUUGUAAAGUUGAAUCUGUUUAUUAGGUCCACAAUUUUGUAAUGGCCUCCUUCAUUGUUUAUAUGGCCAUAUUUGGCUUUCUAAUAAGCUUUAUGGGAGUCUUGUACAGAAAUUGAGGCUGAUUCUUGUUAUACUUUAUAUACUUGUAAUUGAUACCGUUAACUUUGUCUUAAGAAUAGGAUAGAUGAGCUAGAUGCAAAUUGUAACAUGGGGUUGAUGUUCCAACUGUAACUGGUCAAUGUAACAUAUGUACUCAGUUUCUGUUUAAGCAUUUUAUUUCCAUCAA